Messenger RNA from Abrus precatorius (Indian licorice), 1624 nucleotides. Its product is annotated as ornithine aminotransferase, mitochondrial. Bases 56 to 1468 code for a protein of 470 amino acids. NCBI's taxonomy places the organism in Eukaryota, Viridiplantae, Streptophyta, Magnoliopsida, Fabales, Fabaceae. The transcript has 10 exons. The record is from RefSeq and is a predicted model, not a curated record. Gene Ontology annotation, molecular function: L-ornithine transaminase activity; pyridoxal phosphate binding; identical protein binding. Gene Ontology annotation, cellular component: cytoplasm.
AGAACACACUUUGAUCUCACAUCCCAAGUAAAUUUGAGGAACCUGUUUCUCAUCAAUGGCUACCGUGCGAUCAAUACAGUGUUUGUUACGAAGGGUUUGCAGAGACAGAGGAAGUAGGAAUUUCGGGGUUGCCUCAGAACUCAAUGCUUCUUCGUCUUCCCAGACAAUCAUCGACAAGGAACAUGAACACAGUGCUCACAAUUACCAUCCAAUUCCCAUUGUAUUUUCUCAAGCAAAGGGAGCCUCUGUAUGGGAUCCAGAGGGAAACAAAUAUCUUGAUUUUCUGUCUGGUUACUCUGCUGUUAACCAGGGACAUUGCCAUCCUAAAAUUCUGAAAGCAUUACAAGAACAGGUAGAAAGGCUGACUGUGAGCUCUCGAGCUUUCUAUAAUGAUCGCUUUCCAGUCUUUGCCGAGUAUGUGACAACCAUGUUUGGCUAUGAUAUGGUACUUCCUAUGAACACUGGUGCUGAAGGUGUGGAAACAGCUAUGAAACUAGCACGAAAGUGGGGUUAUGAAAAGAAAAGAAUUCCCAAAGAUGAGGCAAUUAUUGUCUCAUGCUGUGGCUGCUUCCAUGGUCGUACACUAGGCGUCAUAUCUAUGAGCUGUGACAAUGAAGCUACCCAUGGUUUUGGUCCUUUACUGCCUGGCCUUCUUAAAGUAGAUUUUGGUGAUGCAGAAGCGUUAGAGAAAAUUUUUAAAGAAAAUGGAGAACGCAUAGCUGCAUUUAUUUUAGAACCUAUCCAAGGUGAAGCUGGGGUAAUAAUUCCUCCAGAUGGUUAUUUAAAAGCUGUUAGAGACCUUUGCUCCAAAUAUAACAUCUUGAUGAUUGCUGAUGAAAUACAAACUGGGUUAGGAAGAACAGGGAAGAUGCUGGCUUGUGAGUGGGAAGAAGUUCGCCCAGAUGUAUUGGUCCUAGGGAAAGCUUUGGGUGGUGGGGUUGUACCAGUUAGUGCAGUUCUUGCUGACAAAGAUGUGAUGCUUUGUAUAAAACCUGGACAGCAUGGAAGUACCUUUGGGGGAAAUCCGUUGGCUAGUGCAGUUGCAAUUGCCUCACUAGAAGUGAUCAAAGAUGAGAGGCUCGUUGAGAGAUCUGCCAAAAUGGGCGAGGAGCUUAUUCGUCAGCUGCUUAAGAUUCAGCAGCAAUACCCAAACUAUGUGAAGGAGGUCCGGGGAAGAGGAUUAUUCAUUGGAGUGGAGCUUAACGACACAAAUUUGUUCCCUGUAUCAGGCUUUGAGCUAAGUCAAAAACUGAAGGAUAGAGGAGUCCUUGCCAAGUCAACACAUGAUACAAGUAUCCGUUUUACUCCCCCACUUUGCAUAAGUAUGGAAGAGAUCCAGCAAGGUUCCAAGGCUCUGGCUGAUGCUCUGGAAACUGAUUUACCAAAGUUGCAGAAGAUGAAGCCAAAAGAUGUUGCUCCAGCUGCCCCUAGUGCAUGUGAUCGUUGUGGUAGAGUCUUGUAUGGUUAACCAGAUCAAGACGUAUAAAUUGCAUGUACCUUCAAAUUUUCUUUGGAAAAGGAUAUCACAUAUAGAAUGUUAUUUCUGUAUACACAAACCGCUGGAAACUGUAUCAAUAUUCGAUAACUUAUUAUGAAAUAAAAAAUGCGAUAGCAACAUUGGGAU